Messenger RNA from Chondrus crispus (carragheen), 3864 nucleotides. RefSeq names its product Coatomer subunit alpha, WD40 repeat-containing protein. Gene Ontology annotation, molecular function: structural molecule activity; protein binding. The coding region runs from base 1 to 3810 and encodes 1269 amino acids. Gene Ontology annotation, biological process: intracellular protein transport; endoplasmic reticulum to Golgi vesicle-mediated transport; retrograde vesicle-mediated transport, Golgi to endoplasmic reticulum. Gene Ontology annotation, cellular component: COPI vesicle coat. The record is from RefSeq and is a predicted model, not a curated record. The transcript has 2 exons. NCBI's taxonomy places the organism in Eukaryota, Rhodophyta, Florideophyceae, Gigartinales, Gigartinaceae.
AUGCUGACCAAGUUUGAAACGAAAAGCAAUCGUGUCAAGGGCCUUGCCUUCCAUCCCACCCGUCCAUGGAUCCUGGCCAGCUUGCACAAUGGUGCCAUCCAGCUUUGGGACUAUCGCAUGGGCACCCUCAUCGAUCGCUUCGACGAGCAUGAGGGGCCUGUUCGCGGCAUUGAUUUCCAUCGCUCUCAGCCGCUUUUCGUUUCUGGCGGUGAUGAUUACAAGAUCAAAGUCUGGAACUACAAACUCAGGCGAUGCAUCUUUACCCUGAUCGGACACCUCGACUAUAUCAGGACGGUUUAUUUUCAUCAUGAAAGUCCUUGGAUUGUUUCCGCCAGUGAUGAUCAGACAGUCCGCAUCUGGAAUUGGCAGAACAGGAGCUGCUUGGCCGUCUUAACCGGUCACUCUCAUUACUGCAUGUCGGCUAUGUUUUCACCAAAUGAAGAUCUAGUCGUGUCAGCAUCUCUUGAUCAGACAAUUAGAGUUUGGGACAUUUCCUCGCUUCGGCAGAAAUCUGUGAGGCCUUCCGAUGUCAUGGCUCAAGUACGCGGGCAGCUACCAGCUGCCGUUAAUGCUGAUUUAUUUGGGGGGACCGAUGCGGUCGUCAAGUAUGUUCUCGAAGGCCAUACCCGCGGAGUCAACUGGGCUUCCUUUCAUCCCACACUCCCACUCAUUGUCUCGGGUGCUGACGAUCGUCAGGUCAAGUUGUGGCGAAUGUCUGAUACCAAGGCAUGGGAGCUCGACACUUUCCGCGGCCAUCUGAACAAUGUUUCAUGUGCCAUGUUCCACCCGCGAAAGGAACUCGUCAUAACCGACUCUGAGGAUAAGACGAUCCGUGUGUGGGAUCUCAACCGCCGGACUUGCUUGCACACAUUCCGUCGUGACGCGGACCGCUUUUGGAUUCUCACCGCCCACCCGACCAUUAAUCUUAUCGCUGCCGGGCAUGACAGCGGAAUGCUUGUGUUUAAGCUAGAGCGCGAGCGCCCCGCCUACCAGUCCACGGAGCAGACCCUUGUGUAUACAAAGGACCGCUUCCUGCGCAUGCUCGAUUUCAACAACGGCCGUGACAUGCCGCUAGUCGCAGUUCGUCAGGCACCAGCUAGCAUCUUUGACACUGUCGGAGGUAUGGGAGCGAUGGGAGGAGGGUUUGGGGCGUCUUCUUCCUUCUUCGGAGGUGGCGGUGGUUCUAACAGCUCUGCAUUCCAACCUCCAGCUCGGUCCAUGUCGUACAAUCCCGCGGAGCAUGCCGUACUUCUCAGCCAUGAUUCUGAUGGUGGUUCAUACGAGUUGUACACAAACCUGCCUCGUAUGGGAGCUACAGGAGCAGAGACACUCGCAGAGCCGAGAAAGGGUUCAGGGGUUGCUGCUGUGUUCGUUGGAAGAAAUCGCUUUGCCACACUGGAAAAGGGCAAAGAAAUCAUUGUUAGAGACCUCCGCAAUCAGGUCACAAAACGCGUCCCGAUCUCUGUCCCAGGUGCCGAUUGGUUGUUCAGUGCCGGAUCUGGGUACGUGCUCGUGCGAUCGGAUGAGAAGAUCGUGCUCAUGGAUUUGCAGCAGCGAAAGCAGGUCUCUGAAAUCGCGGCUCACGCGAAGUAUGCAGUUUGGUCUGAGGAUGGGAAGCGCGCUGCACUUUUAGGUAAGCACGUUAUCGUAUUGUGCACGUCCAAGCUGGAUCAUCUUGCCACCGUGCACGAAACCAUUCGAGUCAAGUCCGCAGCGUGGGAUGAUUCUGGAGUACUGCUGUACACAACGUUGAACCAUUUGAAGUACUGCUUGCCGAAUGGAGACAAUGGCAUUGUUUCCACGCUACCUCAGCCAAUCUACCUAACUCGUGUACGAGGCCCCGCGGUGUGUUACUUGAACCGAGAAGGCAACCCUGGGAUCCUUCCGAUCGAUCCGACAGAGUAUGCGUUCAAGCUUUUACUUUUGCGCAAGCGAUACGAUGAUGUGAAGAGAAUGAUCUCACAGAAUCGACUUCGCGGGCAAUCCAUCAUUGCAUAUUUACAGAAAAAGGGAUUCCCAGAGGUUGCCCUUCAUUUUGUCAAGGAUGAGAAAACUCGCCUCGCCCUUGCGUUGGAUUCUGGUGCGAUUGAUGUUGCUCUUGAGGCAGCGGAGGUGCUCGGCGAGCCUGAGGCUUUUCAGAGAUUGGCGACAGAAGCUCUGAGCCAGGGCAACCUGGAGAUUUUCGAGCUCUGCUUGCAAAGAACAAAAGACCUGGACAGACUUGCCCUUUUAUAUGUUAUCACAGGAAACCUUGAGAAGCUAUCCAAGGUUGGGAAGAUCGCCGAGUCACGCGGAAAUCUUGCAGCGCGGUUCCAAAUCGCUAUGUACCUGGGCGAUGUCGCAGGGAGAAUCUCUGUACUGAAGGACUGCGGGCAAAUUGCGCUUGCCAAAGUGACGGCGAAAACUCACGGGCUCCACGAUGAGCUUGAGGAAAUGGGCGGUUUGGAUGAGUCUGAUGUAAACCUGGGCCUCAAUGCUGCGGAUAGCCUUUUGAUGGUGCCACCGACCCCAGUCGGCACUGAUGAGAUGGUAUGGCCGCAUCUUCCUGUGGCUCGCGGACUUUUCAGUCGCGAUCCUGGAGCUGAGGGUGACUUUGAGGAACCGACUGGAGACUACUACGAGGACGCUGCGGCGUUUGAGGCAUCAGAAAGAGACGCAACUUGGGAUGACGACCGGCAUGCCACGUCUGCCGCUCCUGUUGAUCCGUUUGCUGUGGGUCUCGGCGGAGAUGAUGGCGGGGCAGCGCAAGGAGACGACGCUUGGGGUGGAGAAUUUGACAUCGAUGAUGGCGAGGUGGAAGAAGACGGAUUUGGGACUGAGGACGCCAACGAAUUUCAGGACGGUUUUGGUGAGUCAGGACGGGGAGCUGCUCGCGGAAACGAAUACUAUGUACCGCCAACUGCUGGUCUGGGGCCUGCUGGACGGUGGACCAAGAGCAGUAGCCUUGCUGGGGAGUAUGCCGCUGCCGGUGCAUUUGAGGAAGCAAUGAAGGUUCUCGCCAAGGAGAUUGGGGCGGGGUCUUUCAGCAAGAUGAAGGAGGCAUUUAUGGGUGCGUACGGUGGGUGUCGCAGUGUGAUUGACGGGUCGCCGUCGAUGCCCGUAACGACUGUGUACAUUCCCCGACCAUCAGCACCAGAGAGUGCUGCGAUGGCUGUGACACUGCCACUUUUGAGAGAACGGUUCCGGAUGGGACAGCAGCGCUUCCAGGGGGCCAAGUUUGCUGAGGCGAUGAAAAUAUUCUCGUCAGUUUUGAGUGCGAUUCCACUGGUUGUAGUAGGAAGCUCAAGAGAAGCGGAAGACGCGAAGACUGCAUUGGGAAUGUGUCGUGAGUAUUUGAUUGGUCUGCAACUGGAAGCAGUUGGGCGGAGUGCCAAGGCAGAAGGAAAUAGUAGUCGACAGAUUGAAGCAGCUGGGUUGUUUACGAAAUGCAGGAUGGCACCGAUCCAUGUACAACUUGCAUUGCGUGCAGCUAUGAAGCAGGCAUUUGACACUCAAAAUCUAAUUCACGCAGCUGGUUUUGCGCGGCGGCUACUGGAACUGUCACCAGCAGCAAAAUUGGCGCAGAAUGCGCGACAGGUGAUGCAAGUUUGCGACCGUAACAUGUCGAACAAGGACGAUAUCCAGUUUGACGAUAAGAAGGAAUUUGUUGUGAACUGUGGUACGAUGAGUGCUUUGUACAGCGGUGAGACUAGCGAGGAGUGCGGUUAUUGCAAGGCAUGCUACGGAGUAGAGUCGAAGGGAAUAAUUUGUAAGAUUUGCGGGAUUGGGUCGAUUGGUGCGCAAUGCAGUGGCCUUCGGGUGUACCGUUGAAGAGGGGAGCAACGAGUGACUAAUAAACAAGUAUGAAGCGGUUUGCGUUGAUGA